Messenger RNA from Cantharellus anzutake, 892 nucleotides. RefSeq lists its product as uncharacterized. Lineage: Eukaryota; Fungi; Basidiomycota; Agaricomycetes; Cantharellales; Hydnaceae. The record is from RefSeq and is a predicted model, not a curated record. The coding region runs from base 230 to 760 and encodes 176 amino acids. The transcript has a single exon.
CCACUGUGAACUAUAUUACUCCUUCCCCUGAAUCUUCUGGAAUCCUUCUGGGACGGGACGUUCCUUCGCCCCUGGGUUCGUCUCCAUCGAGAGGGGUAGAUAGUGCCUUACCAUACAGUCUCGGGCCAAACGCUCAAAGUUAUCAUCCCUUCGAGCUGAUACCGUUGGAAUCGUGCAUGGUGGUUCCCACCGAACGUGGCGCUAUUGUAUACUUAGUGUGGCCCUACACAUGCAUAUUCAAAAUUGCUCCACAGUUCAAAUGAAUAUCUCUCCUCACUCCAACUCGGUAUCUCUGGCCUCUGAACGACGUUUGCCCCCUGGCUGGGUAGCCCCCAAGGAUAGACAGGGCUCCCAGGUCCGGUCUCCAAGAUCAACGGAGCAAUCGAAUACGUGUUUGGCUUUCCGGUGUACAAGCUGUCCAAGCUCCGCGGCUCCGUUGAGAUUGGAGCUUCGUCUCGGAUCCUGCGUGACAAGUGACGCUGUUACGUACUAUUGCAUAAGGACUUCGGUCUUUUUCGGUAUUACAUCGGCCGUGGAAUUUUACAGACGAUCCCUUAGCAUCUCCUUAGGACGUUGGCCUGACGAUGGCGAAAGAAAGGACAAAGUGAUUCUGAUCUCUCCAGCCGAACGUUGUGUCAUGUUGUUGUUGUUGUUGUGGGGGGGCUUCUUUCGGUAUUUUAUCGGCCGCGAGAUAAUCAGACGUACAAGGUCCCUGACAUCAGGGCGUUGGCUUGAUGAAGGCGUAAAGAGAGGAUCAUAGUUCUUACUUACCUCUCCAGUUGAACGUGCAUUUUUGGACAAGAUUGGAUGUUAUCCUGAUCUGCUAGUCCGUAGCUGUCCGUUCCGCUCGCUUGAACUCGGCCAUCUUCAUUAGUGUGGCGUCACCUUGUUG